AUGGGCAUUGGCGACUUGCAGGAGGAGGAGCAGUUGCGCCAGGCCAUGGUAGCCUCACUCAAUGAAGGCAUCGGGUCACAGCUACCUCAGGAAAUGGAGGUUGCUUCCUCGGCGCAGCGGGAAGGGCAGGAAGUCGAGUUGAUCGCGCUGACAAUUCCGCUGUUCGGCUUCAAAAAUUCCUUUUUGCAAUCGUUCACGUAA
Molecule: messenger RNA, 201 nt
Organism: Emiliania huxleyi CCMP1516
Lineage: Eukaryota; Haptophyta; Isochrysidales; Noelaerhabdaceae
Exons: 2
Coding region: 1-201 (66 amino acids)
Source: RefSeq, a predicted model, not a curated record